AGAAGCUAUGGGGGGCAGAGAGGCAUUGCUUUGUUUAUUGCUUUUCAGGUGAUUAUUGGGUGUUUAUCGGAGUCUGAGUCGGAGAUUAACAGAGGCAGCUUUCCAAAGGGCUUUGUUUUUGGGACUGCUUCUUCUGCCUUCCAGUAUGAAGGCGCAGUAAAAGAGGAUGGGAGGGGGCCUUCUGUAUGGGACAUUUUUUCACACACUUUUGGUAAAAUAACUGAUUUCAGUAAUGCAGAUGUUGCUGUGGAUCAGUAUCACCUUUAUGAUGGAGAUGUGCAACUUAUGAAGGAUAUGGGAAUGGAUGCUUAUAGGUUUUCGAUAUCCUGGUCUCGGAUUUUCCCCAAUGGAACGGGGCAAAUUAAUCAGGCAGGGGUUGAUCACUACAAUAAACUCAUCAAUUCAUUGCUAGCAAAAGGAAUUGAACCGUACGUAACCCUCUACCACUGGGAUCUUCCUCAAGCCUUGGAAGACAGAUACAUUGGGUGGCUUGACGCUCAAAUCAUAAAGGACUUUGCAGUAUAUGCGGAGACAUGCUUUCAGAAAUUCGGUGACAGGGUGAAGCACUGGAUCACAUUCAACGAGCCACACACAUUUGCUGUGCAAGGAUAUGAUGUAGGUCUCCAGGCACCAGGAAGAUGCUCUAUCCUACUGCACCUUUUCUGUAGGGCCGGAAACUCUGCGACUGAGCCUUACAUAGUUGCUCACAAUGUCAUCCUUUCUCAUGCAACUGUUGCCGACAUUUACAGGAAAAAGUAUAAGUCAAAACAAAAAGGAUCAAUUGGGGCAUCAUUUGAUGUUAUUUGGUAUCGAUCGGCAACAAACUCCACAGCAGACAUUGAAGCAACUCAGAGAGCCCAAGAUUUUCAGCUUGGAUGGUUUCUUGACCCAUUUAUGUUUGGGAAUUAUCCAUUCUCUAUGAGAAGUAGAGUUGGAAGCCGGCUGCCAAAGUUUUCCAAAUCUGAGUCUACUUUAAUCAAGGGGUCAUUGGAUUUUGUGGGCAUUAAUCACUACACUACCUUCUAUGCCAGUAACGAUUCUAUAGUCAGACUACUGAAUGACUCUCUAUCAGACUCUGGUGCCAUUACCCUUCCUUUCAAAGAUGGGAAACCUAUUGGAGAUAAGGCAAAUUCGAUAUGGUUAUACAUAGUGCCUGAGGGGAUGAGAAGCUUAAUGAACUACAUCAAGCAAAAGUAUGGCAAUCCUCCUGUGAUGAUCACUGAGAAUGGCAUGGAUGACCCGAAUAGCCCAUUCAUUUCCCUCAAGGAUGCUCUAAAGGACAAGAAAAGGAUCAAUUACCACCGUGACUAUUUGUCAAACUUGCUAGCUUCAAUCAAAGAAGAUGGGUGCAAUGUGAACGGUUAUUUUGCAUGGUCUCUACUGGAUAAUUGGGAGUGGGCUGCGGGAUACACUUCAAGAUUUGGUCUCUAUUUUAUUGACUAUAAGGACAAGCUCAAGAGAUACCCUAAGGACUCUGUUCAAUGGUUCAAGAACUUCUUAACUUCUACUUGAAUAAGAUGGUAUGAUAGAAUUCACGAAAGCUACAAUUACACCCCAACUCAUCAAGUACAAAACAAAGUGGUUGUUGCAGUUCAUGUUCUUGGUGGGAGCAAGGGAGCUGUCGUAAACCAUGGUAGUUGUGUGACUUGAGUCUUUUCUAAUGUGUUGAUUUGUACAGACAAAUUGAAGAAAAAGAGCACACAAUAAUGUGAAUUCGUGAAAUUUCGAAUGACAAGAAAAAAGUGUUGAUUUCAAAUGAAUACCUCGUCUUGCAUA
Rosa chinensis is the source of this 1776-nucleotide messenger RNA. Its product is annotated as beta-glucosidase 40. Gene Ontology annotation, molecular function: beta-glucosidase activity. The transcript is spliced from 13 exons. NCBI's taxonomy places the organism in Eukaryota, Viridiplantae, Streptophyta, Magnoliopsida, Rosales, Rosaceae. Gene Ontology annotation, biological process: carbohydrate metabolic process. Bases 286 to 1512 code for a protein of 408 amino acids. The record is from RefSeq and is a predicted model, not a curated record.